Aaosphaeria arxii CBS 175.79 is the source of this 1116-nucleotide messenger RNA. Its product is annotated as tryptophan synthase beta subunit-like PLP-dependent enzyme. Gene Ontology annotation, biological process: L-serine catabolic process; L-threonine catabolic process. The record is from RefSeq and is a predicted model, not a curated record. Gene Ontology annotation, molecular function: L-serine ammonia-lyase activity; threonine deaminase activity; pyridoxal phosphate binding. Lineage: Eukaryota; Fungi; Ascomycota; Dothideomycetes; Pleosporales. Bases 1 to 1116 code for a protein of 371 amino acids. The transcript has 4 exons.
AUGACUGUGUCAGAGUCUAUCAUCAGGGCCCAGGAGAAGGCAUCUCAGCCAUGGGUGGAAACACCACUUCGAGAAUCCUAUGUUUUAUCACAAGCUGCGGGAUGCAGAGUCUUCCUCAAGCUCGAGACAGUCCAACCAUCCGGAUCAUUUAAAUCACGAGGCAUCGGCUACUACCUCCUCCGCCGUCUCGAGGAACUCCCCGUGGGCUCCCAACCACACAUUUUCUGCUCCAGCGGCGGCAAUGCGGGACUCGCCGCCGUGCACGCAGCUCGCGCUCUCGGGCUCCCCUGCACCGUCGUCGUGCCGCAGACCAUCAAGCCAUUGAUGGUGACGAAGAUCAAAGCAGCCGGCGCUUUCGAAGUAAUCCAGCACGGCAACGCAUGGGCAGACGCAGACGAGUACAUGCGAACUGAGAUCAUGACCAAGACAACCAAACCAACCAUCUACGCGCCCCCCUUCGACCACCCCGACAUCUGGACCGGCAACUCGACCAUCAUGCACGAAAUCGCCGCACAAAUGCCCUCCGGCACCGCACCCGACGCCAUAAUCUGCAGCGUCGGCGGCGGCGGCCUCUUCAACGGCAUCCACCAAGCCAUGGACAGCCUCGCCAUGCACUCCACCACCGUCGUCGCCGUCGAGACGGAGGGCGCGCACUCGCUCAAGACCAGCAUGAACGCGGGGCAGGUCGUCACGAUGCCGAAGAUCACGUCGCUGGCGACGAGCCUGGGGUGUGCGCGCGUCACGCAGAGUACGUUCGACUACGCGCAGCGGGCGAACGUAAGGACGCUUGUGCUUCCGGACGCGGAGGCCGCGAUGGGGUGUUGGCGGCUCGCGGACGACGAGCGGAUUAUGGUGGAGUUGGCGUGCGGGGUCAAUGUUGCGUUGUUGUAUGAUGGGAGGUUGGAGCAGGCGUUGGGACGGCCCGUGAGGAAGGAGGAUAAGGUUGUGGUGGUGCUGUGUGGGGGGAGCAAUGUUACGAUUGAUAUGCUGGGGCAGUGGAGGGAGGAGUAUGCUUGGUUGGAUAAUGUUGGCGGGAAGGAUGCGGUGCAGGAGAGGCAUGAUAGUGCGGUUGGGAGUCCGAGGUGUUUGCCUAGUGAUAUCACAGCGCCGAACUGA